Molecule: messenger RNA, 448 nt
Organism: Dimorphilus gyrociliatus
Lineage: Eukaryota; Metazoa; Annelida; Polychaeta; Dinophilidae
Source: the annotation of a GenBank genome assembly
AAUGGCUUCUGAUUCUGUUUGUAAGAAAACAUCACCACCACUCGAGGCAAAGGAUACGAUAAGUAAAGGCCCUGUAGAUGAAUCUAGUAUAUCAGAGAUUUCGAAUCGCCUACACACAACUCGUAUAAAAUCUUCUCAUACAAAGCCAGACUGCAAGCCCAGGGCUUUUGAACCUCCUAAUCAACCUGGUCUUGGCCUUAAGAUGUGCCCGAAAAUUGAAGGAUUAGAGGAGAGAUUUAGAGGUAAAGGGGAGCCACAGUCAAUCAGUGAAAGGUUAUAUUCAGCUACCACAAAGUCUACCAGAGCUCGAAAAGAACCUUUGAAAAUCCUACUUUAUCCUGAGAGGACUCUAUUAACAAAUACACCAAAGAGAAUACAAGCUUAUCAAGAAAAUGGUCUUGUGGCUAAACAAGAAACACUAGAAAGACGAGAAAAAUGGUAUAGAUAA